Messenger RNA from Thunnus maccoyii (southern bluefin tuna), 6429 nucleotides. It is a transcript of the gene frmpd2, whose product is annotated as FERM and PDZ domain containing 2. Gene Ontology annotation, molecular function: protein binding. The transcript is spliced from 30 exons. NCBI's taxonomy places the organism in Eukaryota, Metazoa, Chordata, Actinopteri, Scombriformes, Scombridae. Gene Ontology annotation, cellular component: cytoskeleton. The record is from RefSeq and is a predicted model, not a curated record. The coding region runs from base 1767 to 5234 and encodes 1155 amino acids.
UCUCAUCAUCAAACAAAUAAUGAAAACUCAGAUUACUAAAACCAAUGUAAACACCUCAUGGUAAUCUGGUUAUUCUCAGCAGCUUUCAUCUAAUGCCAAUGCCAUCAGUGUCGCUAGCUGCAGCAAACCUCAGUGGCCUCAUGUUGCAAAAAUAUCCUCAGUCAGAUUUUCUCCUCUACGACAUGGAAGUGAUCAUUUGUCCAAGAUUAUGAAAGCUUUACCUCAAUUUGCCCUCUUGGAAGAUCAGCACCUUCCUCCUGCUUUGUAACAUAAGGUAAUCCUACAGUUUCAAAUUUGACCCAGUUGCAAAAUGUAGUUUGAUGACAUGUAGGUGUGUGUACAUGCAGGUGGACUCUGACAGUUUCUUCUCAGUGAUGGUAUUUGUGUAUGCUGAUUUAUGCUAAUUCUUUCAUGAACCAUUCAAAAAUACACUAAAUGCUUGCUAGUAGUGGUGUCAGUGCAGCUUACUGAGACUACUGGCAUACAUGCAUCUCUUAACCUCAUAACAGCUUAUAAUGCCAACUAUUUUUAUCCUGUGUCAGAUAAUUACAGAGAAAAAGGAUCAGUGAGAAACAGUAAUGGUUGAGGCAACUGACUGAAGAACAAGUGUAGAAAGUGUGCACCCAUGCCAUACUUAAAACAUAUAUUUUGUUUCAUACAGAAGCUAGGAAGUCCCACCCAACUCACCCACAAGUUUUCUCAGUUCUGAAAGAAAUAGCUGAGUAAUACAUCCUUAUGUAUUCUCUUCAUUUAACAAGCCUUACUUGAGCAAUAUCUGUAAUGCUCUUUACAACUUUUUCCAUUUAAAAGCAGACAAAAAUAAGGACUUAUUAAGAAUGUCCCUAACUAAUUUAAGAGUAUCUAAUACUAAUAAUAUAUUUGUAGAAUUGUGAGAUAAUACAUAGUGAUGACAUAAAAUGUCCAACACACAUGAAUUACAGUCCUUGGUUUCACCUGAACUAAUGAUGUUUUGUCACCAGUAUACCGGAUAUUUUCAAUUACUGGAAGCCUCUCAAGGUAACUUACCAUUUGAGAAAUCCCUCAACGUAAGCACAUAAGUGCUUUAAUACUGCUCAACACCAGGCCUAACCACCAGACUCUAAACUGGUGCGAGAUUCUGUAUGAAACCUUAAAAAAACUGUUCAUCAAACAAAAGACUUAAUAUACAAGUGUAUCAUUGUUUCUCUUUUUGCAGUCUUUGAAAACUAAAACUGUGUCAUGUUGGCAUCUUUCAGUCAUUCAUCUGGAUUAAUCAAUUGAAAAAGAAAAUCUAAUAAGUCCUUACAUCACAUAGAAGCUCUCCAUUCAACAGGUUUAUACGUGCAACAGUUACUUUGUAUGAGAAGCAAUUAACCGAAGUGUUGGAUUUGUUUCCAAUUAGAUCUAAUUCCACUAUACUCUAAGCUUGUCUGUCUGAAACUCCGACCUCUGACCUUUAAACGCUCUCUGUGUCUUACUUCUAGUGUUCUUGUCCAUGAGGGGAUUCAGCCUCUUUGUUGAGAAAUGACACUGUAAGGCAUCUGUUCAGUUGCCACCAGACCUCAUAUUAUUUCCCUGAACAAGUUCCUGUCAAGUCAAUCUAUGAAAAUCAAAGAAUCAGGUCUUUUUUCUGGAGCAGCCAACUUCUUCAACUUCUUUCCUUUGUAGUUUAUAAUUAUAUCUAAAACUCAAAUCAACACAGACAUCUGACAGGACAGAUUAUAGAGCAUUAGCUUACAUUUAUCCUGUUACUGGUGUUCCUUUACUGGAAAGGUCUGCAGCUCUGCAUGUAUGUCUCUGUCGUGUGUGUGUUUCCCAGCAGGAUGGGUACGUUUGUGACCCUGGCAGAGGUGCUGGAGGCCCGGGGUUCACCGCUGGAUGAGGAUGAGGUGUGGUGUCUGCUGCUCGCCACCACUGAGGCCUUACUGGACAUUUCUAAAAAAGGUUCAGGUAACAUGUGCAGUGUGCUCAGCCCGGGCUCGGUGCUACUGUCAGCCAAUGGGAGUCUGGCUUUUAAGAGCUGUGCCCGAUAUGAAGAUGUGGCCUCCUUCACAGCUCCCGAGGUCCAGCAGGGCCACGCUGCCUCCACCAGGACUGCAGCUGAAAAGAUGCUUGUGUACUCCCUGGGGAUGACUCUUUAUUGGUGCAUUGAUUAUCAGCUACCUCAAAACCAGCCGGUCCAGCUGAGCGCAGAGCUGGAGGGUUUGCUGCUGAGCAUGUGCGAGGAUGUUGUGGUGAGGCGGACUGACCUGCUGACAGUACUAGAGACCUGUGAACUGCACCACAAGACCUUGAUGCUGCCUCCGGCGGAGCGGCUCGUCAGGCAGCUGGUGGAGGAUGUCUACCGAAACUCAGUUGAUCAUGUGUCCAUGGCGGAAAAUGGAUCGCAGCUGACAGAUCGCAGUCAGAUGAUCAGAGACAGAUUACACAGAGGAUCUUUUAGCAACUCAACGUGGGCACUGAAGAAGAAGAUCUCCAGGACGUUCUCAGGAGCAUCCUAUCCAUCUGAGCCCAUCGGCAUUCCCCCGGGAGGUCGACACAGGGAGAGUUAUGGCAGCUGGCAGCAGCUGAACCGCAACCCCUGUAGUCCGUACAUGGACGGCAGUCGACAAACCAACUCCAGAUCCCUCACACAGUUUGAGUCCACUAUGAGUCUGAAUGAGAAGAAAAUCAAGGACAUGGGUCCUGAGUUUAUCAGAAUGUUAGAUGAGCCACUGGUUGUCUUGGAGCUGCCUGGAUCCAUCUUGUCAAAGAAAGGCAAAUCUCAAACCACACAGAGAGAGCUGAGUGUGGUGAUGCCAAACGGUCAAACCAUCCUGGUGAAAUGUGAGGUGAAAUCCCGAGGAGGAGAUGUCUUUGACAUGAUAGUGGCUCACUCCAACCUAAUGGAACAUUUCUACUUCGGCCUGGCUUACAUUGAUGAUAAUGAGUUUUUCUUUGUGGAUAACGACACCAAGAUUUCCAAAGUUGCUCCAGAUAGCUGGAAGAAAGUGCCUACAUCCACCUUUGUCCUUUUCUUCAGGGUCAAAUUCUUUGUCAAUGACAUUUCUCUUCUUUUGCACAAACAGACCCGCCACCAGUACUACCUCCAGCUCAGGAAAGACCUUUUGGAGGACAGGCUGUCCUGCCAUGAGGAGACUGCUCUGUACCUGGGAGCUCUGGCCCUGCAGGCGGAGUAUGGAGACUGCAUGCCUGAGGUGUACGGUAGGAACUACUACCGCCCUGACCAGUAUGUCUCCAAGAGUGUGAUGGAGAGACGUGCCUUGCCUUAUGUUCAAGGGGAGCUGCUACGGCUUCACACCAACAAUGCUCAGAUGCUCACCGAUGAAUCGGAGCUGGAGUUCCUCAAGGUGUGUCAGCAGUUGCCUGAAUACGGAGUGUUGUUCUACCAAGUGACGCGUGACAAAAAGCCUUUAGAAGGAGAGAUUAUCCUCGGGGUUUGUGCCAAAGGAGUCAUUGUCUACGAGGUUAAAGGUGGCUGCCGAUCCACCAGUCAGGCUUUCUACUGGAGGGAGACAGCGACCAUUUCCUCAAAUAGGCGCAAAUUUGUAAUAGAGAGCCGGGGCAGCAAGAAGAAGCACACCUUCAUCACAGAGAGGUCGAAGAUAGCCAAAUACCUGUGUAACCUCUGUUCAUCCCAGCACAAGUUUAACAAUGAAAUGAACUCUCGCCAGCUCAGCCACAGCCUGGUCUCAGAGGAGAACAUUGUGCAGUAUGCAGCGGUCUGCCGUGCUCAGAGCAGCCAGCUCAAGUCUUACUCAUGUUCUGAGACACCGCAAGAUGACAGUGGUCUGACCACACCUCAGGACGAGUCCUUGAACAAGCUGUGUGACGAUGUCACAGCCAGGAUUGAGGCCCGCAUCAAACAGCAGCGCCAGAGCCUCAAUGAGCACAGCACCUGCUCCAGCAGUCAGCGCAGCAGCACUGGUAUGCGUUCCCCAGCCUGCUCUCAGAAGAGCGGAUCUGAAGCCCACUCCAGCUCCCCAGCAGCCAGAGAAACCCCAACUAAACAGGGAUCAUCGUCUGAGAGAGAAGUCAUAUGCAUUUCUUUAAAGAAAGACCCGAAGCUUGGCCUGGGUAUAGUGAUAGUGGGAGAGGAUACAGUGGGGCGUUAUGACUUGGGGAUUUUUGUUGCCUCCAUUGUGCCUGGUGGACCUGCUGACAAGGAUGGACGAAUACGGACAGGUGGUCGUCUGAUCUCUCUGAACCACAUCAGCCUGGAGGGCGUCACCUUCAGUGAGGCAGCAGAGGUCAUGCAGAGCAGCCCUGAGGAGGUGCAGCUCAUUAUCUCACAGCCAAAAGUCCACCUCAGUCCCAACAGUGUGCGGUCUCCUGUGUUGAGGAAUCACGAGUCACAUACCUCACCGACAGACGGCAGAUCAGGAGACAACAACCUGGACGAGAUCGUCUCGGUCAUGAUGACACCGAAGACCAGCAACAGGCUACAUGUCCCCCCAGAAGUACGCGUCAGUGCGCAGGAUGAUUGCCCACAGUCUCCUUCUAUGAACAAUGUGAGGCCGGACGAGAUCACUGUGGCGCUCAGGAAGAUAUCAGGAAGUCUGGGCAUCAGCAUCUCAGGAGGUGUCGACACAAACCUUCCAAAUGGAGGAAUCUACAUCAAGAGCCUCGUUCCAGGAGGGGCUGCUGAGAGAGAUGGGCGACUACAUACAGAUGACAGACUGUUGGAGGUGGAUGGGAUUAGUUUUCAAGGUUUCACCUACCAGCAGGCUGUGGAGUGUCUGACUAAAACUGGGGAGGUGGUAACCAUGGUGGUGGAGAGGGAGUUGAUACACCUGCCCAGAGUUUCUCUAAGUGCAGACACUGGCAGCAUCAGUCCACCUACCAGCCAAGUGAGGCUCAACAAGUCCUCGUCCACUAAUACUCCUCCACAAACGGCCCCUGACCGGCCCACGGACUACAGCUUUUCUACUAACGACAACACCCAGGAAGUGACUUUGACCAAGAGUGCCAAUGGCCUGGGCUUCAGCUUCCUCAUGUGUGAGCUGGAUCCACCUACCCGGGACUUUGGCAGUCUCAUCCGGAUUAAGCAGCUUUUCCCUGGCCAACCGGCCCAGCAGAGCGGCAGGAUCCAGGAGGGAGACGUACUUUUGGCCAUCAAUGGCCAGUCGCUCAAGGAGCUGUCUUAUCCAAAGGUGCUAAAGCUGUUUAAGACUUCGCCCCCUGAGGUCCGACUGACUCUCUGUCGGCCUGCCCCAGGGAUCCUUCCUUCCAUUGAUCAGUUUACUGGCACAUGAGUGAGUUAUACAGCGCCAACAACAGUGGACAUUCAGUGGACAUUCAGACUCAACACUGUGCUUCCUGAUCAAUCAGGAGCUGGUGAUGGAGGGAGGCAUGGGCGAUAUGAGCACUCCGAUCAGCAAACAGGAGCAUUAAGCUGAUCUUAUCAACCGACUCCAACACUACAGAAAGACACCAGGGAGUCUGUUUAAUAGUGUUGAACAGUCCAGAGGGAUAAAAUGAUCUUUGCAAUCACAUCAAGCACUGCGUAUCAUACUGAAGAAAGAGAUGUAACAGCAGACGGGUCGGAGGCUGAAUGUGGGCUUCAGUGUGUGAAACCCUCAGGAUUUGAGAAGAAAAUAACCGGAUGCAAAGGAAAUCAGCAUGUUGUUGAUACCAACAGAAGAAGAAAACUGAACUAAAUUGUUAAAGAUUUUUUUCUUUUUUUUGCUAUAAAGUUUGGCAAGGACUCAAAACACUACAGAUAUUCAGAAUGCCAACAAACAAAACUUUUAUUGUAUCUAGAAAUGACAAAACAAAAUGUGAAUUUCUACAUUAUUAAAGAGGAAUUUAACCUGCAUAAAACUUUUCUAUGUGUCUACAACUUCAACAACAGUGUUCUGUUUCUGAGUCUCUACGAGUUCAUUUAAGCUUACAUUGUGUUCAGAAAUACAAUGAAUACUAACCCUCAUUAUCUCACCAAAACAAAUGUCAUUAAACUGAGUCUGACCUGAAUAUGGAUGAUCCACCCCCAAACACUCAUUUAGUAUCUGGAAAAACUGGACAGUACACAUACACUCACUCACACACACACACACCUCCCUGGGUGAGGAGCCAGUAAUGGCCCCUCAUAAAUAAGGGUUCCUGUAUUUCGGUGAAACCCAGUAGUGCAUCUGGAUCCCAUCAGAGCUUGUGUUCCCUUUGCAAAUGAUCCCAAAUGUUUCUAAUUAUGCCAGUGGAGUCGGCACGAGGCUGUGUGAGUGCAUGUGUGUGUGUGUGUUUUCGUGUGCAUGUAAUCGCCCUGACGGACAUGCACACCCAUACACUGGCCUCUGUUUAUUCACGAACAGAGUAACAGAGAUGGACAGCGUGGUCUUGACCUCUGCAGCCUCUGCUUAGGUCACUGCACGUGGUGAUGACUGAUGAGUGAAAGAUGGGGUGGAGAUGGAUUUUCUCCACCCGUCUUCCCUGCUGACGCCGCUUUGUCCCUGC